Messenger RNA from Pseudozyma flocculosa PF-1, 654 nucleotides. RefSeq lists its product as uncharacterized. The coding region runs from base 1 to 654 and encodes 217 amino acids. The transcript is spliced from 2 exons. The record is from RefSeq and is a predicted model, not a curated record. NCBI's taxonomy places the organism in Eukaryota, Fungi, Basidiomycota, Ustilaginomycetes, Ustilaginales, Ustilaginaceae.
AUGGUGGCCAGCACCAGCGCCUGUAUCCUCUCGUCGCCCGCCCUCCCGCGAGCCUUUGCCACGUCGGCUCCCUCUCGCCUUGCCUCGGUCGCCGGAAGCAAAUCGAGCGGCUCUUCGCUCGGUCCCUGGGCUGAGCCUCUGUCGGCCCCUCGCCUCAACCGCUACCUCGUCGUCGCCGAAGACUACCCCGACGCCAGCGCCAACGCCCGAAGGCUCGAGGUGCGCGAGAGGCACCUCGAGCACGCGCAGAAGGGCAAGCAGGCCGGAAGGAUCGAGCUCGGCGGCGCACUGCUCAAGCGCGACUUCCAUGAGCUCGACGAGGAGCUUGGACCAGGCGUUUACAUGGGCGGCAGCGUGCUCGUCGUGCUUGGCGAGAGCAUCGCCGACGUGCGAGCCCGUGUCAUGGAGGACGAGUAUGUCAAGGCACAGGUGUGGGACGCCUCGAGGCUCAAGAUCUUCCCCUUCCUCCAGGCGCCCCUGCGGACCCCGGCUCCCGAGGCGUCCGAGGCGGUUGCUGAGCAGGACCAGCCCGAGAACCGCAACGUGAGCCUGGGACAGCUGAGGCAGGACAUGGCGUCUGGCAAGGGCCACACGAUGGUGACGCUCGGUGCGCUGAGGAAGAUGCACAAGAGGGCCGGCCCGGUGACCAACUGA